GCGAUACGGGAGCACGUGGGAAGACUUCGAUGUCCAUCGCGGCGGGGGUCGUCCUCACGAGUACUACGUCGCAGGAAGGGAGUUUUACAACGGCACCAUGGCUAGGAGCGGCUUGACUGGUAGUGUGUCGCCGAACACGGCCAUGAUGAACGAUGGAGCCGGAUGGGGAGUCUCCAACAACGUGCCACAGGCAGCUCCUGCCCCUCCCGCGCCCAUGAACAAUCAUGUGCAGCCUAUCAUGCACAACAUCCUCGUCCUGCAGUGGAUGGUGCCGAAGCAGGCGGAGAAGAUCUUGAGGGCUGGUGUGAUCCUUGGCCUUGUGGUCUACAACAACAUGCCUGGGCUGGAUGUGCGAUUCCCGCCGGUGGUUUUCAAGAAGAUCAAGAACGAGCCCUUGGGGCUGGAGGAUCUUCGGCAUGUGUAUCCGGACACCUAUCUGUCGCUGCGUUCGCUUCUUUCCUGGGAGCCGGAGCAGGCGUUGCAGGAGGAGGAGCUGAAUGCAGUCUUCGAGAACACGUUCUGUCUCGAUUUUGUCGUGACGUUCGAAGUCAAUGGCAAAACGGAGUCACGAGAGCUUUGCAAAGAUGGCAAGGACAAGGCCGUUACCUACAGCAAUCGCGAGGAUUUCGUCAGGCUUUACUGUGAAUGGCUGCUGACAGAGAGUGUCGAGCGCCAGUUUGAGCCCUUCCGAAAGGGAGUGCGGCGAGUGUGCGACUCCCCACUCUUCAAUGCGCUUCACAGCGCCGAGUUGGAGCUGAUUGUCUGCGGAGAGCAGGAGCUGGAGUUUUCGCAGUUGCGGAAAAAUGCUCACUACGAUGGCUACCAGGAGGACUCGUCCUACAUCAAGUCCUUCUGGGACCUUUUGUUGAACUUUGACAAGGUUCAGAAGAAGCGGUUUCUGUCCUUCGUGACGGGUAGCGACCUGGCUCCUGUGGGAGGACUUCAAGAGCUGCAGCUCGUCAUCCAACGCAAUGGAGAUGAGCCUACAGAGCGGCUUCCGACAGCGCACACAUGCUUCAAUCUGCUGCUUCUCCCAGAGUACGGCUCUGAAGCGAAGCUGGAGCGGAUGAUCACCACCGCGAUGCACAACGCCGAAGGAUUUGGUUUGGAAUGA
Symbiodinium sp. CCMP2456 is the source of this 1114-nucleotide messenger RNA. NCBI's taxonomy places the organism in Eukaryota, Dinophyceae, Suessiales, Symbiodiniaceae. The record is from the annotation of a GenBank genome assembly.